CGUCUGAAAUGGCGGCGGGGGUGCCUCCCUCUGACGUCACAAUGCCCGAUUUGCCCUGCUGCUGUUUGUGUGUUCCAGGCCAGCUGCGUCCUGCUGCAGCUGGGUUCGGCGCGACGCGGCGGGGGUUACGGCGGCCGCCCAAGCCUCGUACGGUUCUGUGGCCGCGGAUCCGCACCGCUCCGCUCCGCUGCGGCGGGUGUCAGAGGGCUCGCGAAGUGCCCAGCCGUAGCUCACGGAGUGGCAGCAGCCCUCGGAGGGGAGGCUGACACCUGGGCAGUACCCCAUCAUGAAGUUCCAGUACAAAGAAGAUCAUCCUUUUGAGUACAGGAAAAAGGAAGGGGAGAAAAUCAGAAAGAAAUAUCCCGACAGAGUCCCUGUAAUUGUGGAGAAAGCACCAAAAGCCAGGGUACCUGACCUAGACAAAAGGAAGUAUCUUGUGCCUUCGGACCUCACAGUUGGCCAAUUCUACUUCUUAAUCAGAAAGCGGAUCCACCUGAGGCCGGAGGAUGCCCUGUUCUUUUUUGUCAAUAAUACCAUCCCUCCCACCAGUGCUACCAUGGGACAACUCUAUGAGGAUAACCACGAGGAGGACUAUUUUCUCUAUGUGGCCUACAGUGAUGAGAGCGUCUAUGGCAAGUGAGCACCAGCCACCAGUCGUGCAGGCGAGAUGGACAGAUGGAACUGAUUUUGAGGGGUGGGAGUAUGUUGGAGAGGAGGAAGGAGAACUCUUGAGAAGAGGGAAAGACAACUGGAAGUGAAUCACAUGCACAAUGCCAUCGCCUUCAUGCAUUAACUAUAAUCUUUAUUUUUAAAUUGAGGGGAGGGAGGGUAAGAAGAAAUGGUGUGAAAGGGUGAACUGACAGGCUAACAAGGGAUUCUGUGCUGAGGGAUGGGGAUACUCCAUUUUUCAUAGUUCAUGUCUUGCCACAGCUGGAAUUUGUUAGCCAGUACUGGAGGCUGCUAGACAAGCCAGUGUUGUGGACCUCCUGCGGAGUGACUGGGCAGGAAAGAAAUGGGUAUUCAUAUGUAACCCUUUCAUGGAUGAGGCAGGCACGUCUGUAGCAUGUAUUGUACACUGACCUUGUCACACCUUGCCCAUGGCUUGGGUUGUGCUCCUGUGAGCAUUCAGUGAGCAGUGCAAUACUUUGUUCUGCCCGUACAAGGCUGUCCUGUGCUGACAGUCCUCACUCCAGCUGCUGCCUGUGAAGCAUUGCAAGACUAUUACAUUUCCCAUCACAUCACUAUUAAAAGGGCUACCUCUGAGGGCUGGGAACACCUCAGUCAUGACACGUAAAGGUUGAGGAGGAGGGGAAAAAAAGGAAGGAUUUUUUUUCUGUGUUGCUUUAAUUGCAAGUUCUGGGCAAAAGUUUGAGACCGACCCUUUUGUUCUCUUCAGUGAAGCCAACUGAUAGACUCAUAAGUGUAGGGCUAGAAAGGACAUCGAGAGAACGUCUAACCCACUCAGAUUCUGAGACAGGACUGAGUAUACCAAAAAUUUCCAUGGCUGUUCAUCUAACUCGUUCUUAGUGAGCUUCACUGAUGCCAAUCCUGUAGGCUGCUGUGAUAGCCUUUGCCAUUUCCUAGCUAGCCUACAAGCGAGAAAGCUUUUUGUGAUAUCUAGCUUCAGUCUCCCUUGCUGUGUAUUGAGGCAACUAACUACUAACGGUCUUGAUAUUGGUGAACAUGGAGAAUAAUCUAUUUGUGUUGUCUUUGUAACAAUCUUAUGCAAGUUUGAAGAUGGCAGAAAUUCUGUGGGUUUAACCUCCCCUUCCAUGUCUCAUUCCUGUACAGAUCUUGCACCACAAUCACAAGCAGAGGAAAUCAGUCCCUCACAAACACAUUUUCCUGGCUUUCUGUGAUUGCCUCCAGAGAAGUGCUUUUAGGCAUGAGGGGGAUGGGGACUAAAUCUCUUCAGGGCAGAUUCUCUGUAGAUUACUCCCUCAACCCCCCACCCCACCCCUUUUAAGCCAGUACUGUUCUUAGAAAGGUACCGGACAGAUUCUGUCCUGUGCAAGCCUUAUGCUGUCAUACUAAAGCAGUUUCUUCCUGGUGGCACAAACAGCAGAUUUUCCCAUAACUGCCAUUACUCUGAUGAAGGAGUUGGGCUUUGGGGAGUGAGCUGACUUCCAGGAAAAUUCUAGGUUAGUGUUUUUAUCUAAAAAUUAGAGAACUGAACUGAAUUACUAUAAACAUUCCUACAUAGAGGAGAGGGACCAAGAAGGAGGAAAAGACAAGAAGGAUGAAGAAGAGAGGCAGAUCCCAAUGUAAGUUGAGGGUGUUUACUGUGUUUACAUGAAGAAAUUAGAUCUCAGCUCCUCAGGAAUGAGAAAUCAAGAUGAGUGCUCCUCUGAUUGUGGGAGAUAGAAAAUCAGAUUUCAGCCUUUUCAGACUGCUGUUCCACUAAAGUGUAUAAGGCAAGAAGAGCAUUCUGGGAAUGUGGAGCAAGAGUCAUUGGCAGAGUUGUGUGAAGCUCAGGGGGGCCAUAGGGCAGGAGGAUCAUUGCCUGUGUGGUAUGGAAAGUAGUAGACUGGAAUGAGAGAGAAGGGAAGGUGUGCAAAGGGUGUAGUUAGGGUAAUCAUAAUGAGCAGAUAGAAAAUGGGGAAACAAAAGAAGAAAUGUAUGUCUUAGUAUCCCCAGUUUUUCAUUCUGAGCUCUGGUUUUGCUGCUUAGUCGUGCUCAUCUAGAGUAAACAUGUUGGGAUGAAUUAUACCUACUGCCUAAUUUAAAUCAGUUCUGCUUACAGUGUACAGUACUCUCUUUCUGACCCACUCUCCUCUGAUUAGGGUCUGAUCAGGCUGUUUUCACAUCCUUUGCAUGCAAAUACACAUCAGUCUCUUGUUUUAGGAAGUUCUGAAACAGAAAACAGAUCCAGAAGACUUUUUAGGGUAAAAGACAAUGUGGGGCAGGACGGAAUGGCAUGCAUCUCUGUCACUGUCCCACAUGCUCACACACAUACUACUAAGCACAUGGUUAUGUGUUGUCUCAAAAUAACUCAUGCUUGGGCACACUCAAGGGAAGGUGAAAUGCUUGACUUUGUGUUCAGACCUCCCCUUCCCUCCUACUGCUGGGUUUAUAAGUGGUGUCGGACUAAUCUAAGCUGUUUGUUACAUGUAGGGUUUCCUGAUUAAUUAUUUUACAUUUCUUUUGACUAGGUUAUGGCAUUUACUUCUAUUUUUGUGCUAGUCCAAUAUUGUACAAAGUAAUUGUGAUAAUUUUUUUUCUGUUGGUUAGCUUCUUGUAAAAUAAAGUUCAUAUUACUUGAGCUAAAUCAACCAAUCAAUAAAGACAGAUUUGGAAAUCAAA
Molecule: messenger RNA, 3303 nt
Organism: Dromaius novaehollandiae (emu)
Lineage: Eukaryota; Metazoa; Chordata; Aves; Casuariiformes; Dromaiidae
Gene: GABARAPL1
Product: GABA type A receptor associated protein like 1
Exons: 4
Coding region: 287-640 (117 amino acids)
Biological process (GO): autophagosome assembly; autophagy of mitochondrion; cellular response to nitrogen starvation
Cellular component (GO): autophagosome membrane; autophagosome; cytosol
Molecular function (GO): ubiquitin protein ligase binding; GABA receptor binding
Source: RefSeq, a predicted model, not a curated record